CAUCUGUGGAUGUGCUGUUGUGCUCUGUUUCAUCAUGUUUCUGCUCCAGGGGGGAGAAUUGUUUAAUUUUUGCUGGCACGCUAUUUUGGAUAUUUGUCCAGUAACCUUGAAAGCAUUCUUACACCUUGAAAGGCCCUCUUUUUCAUCCCACAGCAGUUUUAGUUCUUUUAUAACUUGUAGGGAGUGAUUUGUAUUCAAGUAUCCCCACAUCUGUAAAAACUUUCUUCUGGUUUAAUUCCACCUAUCAUUCUGGAUGGCAUUGUUUUUGCCUCAUUUUUUUUUUCCUGGUAGCUGCAGUGUAAAUUUAGUGAAUUCUCAGUUUGGAAACUGUAAUAUAGACCUGUAUGGCCAAUAUUUCAGUGACUUGUGGCAUCUUGUCACUUAAGUCACAAGGUAGUAGGACAGAAUGGUAGCCAUGACUCCCGAAACAUGAUGUUAACCAGAAGUAUUGUGAAGUUGUUCAAAACAGAAAAAGUACUAGGCCCGGGGUCGGGGAAGGAAUAGAAUUAUUUAGUCAUCUACUUUCUUUUAGGUUAUGACUGCUUGGGUGCCUAAGAGCAUUCACUGGGAGACUCAGUUAGGGUGGAAGAAACAGUUUUGUGAUGGUCGUUUUACGUUAAACGUGAAAACCAUCACGUUAAAGUUGAGUAGCCACAUGGCGAUACCUCAUGGGACACAGAUCACUGCUUCAAAGCAGAAAAGCUGUUCACGUUUGAAGGCCUCUCCUGAUGCUAAUAAAAACGUAUAUGACAUUUGUAGGGUGUUGUGGAGAGUUUUCUUUCUGCUGUGGUGCUGUACCACCUUUUAGGAUGAUUAAUGGUCCAGCCUCCCCUCAUCCCUGGAGUCCUUACAGAUUCUGCCUUCCUUGCCAGAGGUUAUGCAGUUCCUGGUUGUUUUUAUAGUCAUCCGUUCAAUAACUAUACUUAUUACUGAGUGUGGGUUUGUGUCUGGCAUUGUUCUAGACCCUGGGGCUAGAGAAGUGAACAAAAUAGAUAAAAACCGUGUGCUGGCUGACAUGCUAGACACGACACCCACGGUGUGGCUCGUGGGCGGGUGACGUGGGUCAAACAGGAGGGGUUUGGAGUCGCCAGGAUGGCCCAGAAAGGUCUCACCACAGAGGUAACUUUUGACCAGGACUCAGAAGCAGUGCUGGGGGAGGGCAGGCAUCCUGCUCCGGGAGCAUCCAGUGGCCAGUGAGGCCAGGGUACAGUGGGUGGGGGUGAGAGAGCUGAAGACGGAGCAGUGAUGCGGCCCAGGUGAGGCCUUGUUGGAUCGUGGUGAGGGCGUCCGAGCGGGCAGAAGAUACUUCGGAGACUUUGAGAGGAGGAGUAACGCGACUUGCUCGGGCUGCCCUCCUGCAGAUGGGCAGCAGCGAGGCCAGGAGACCAGUUAGGAGGCUGUUGCAGUACGCCGCGCGCGAACCCUUGGAGGCCUCGGUCAGCGUGGGGAGAGGGCGUUGACCUCUGGCUGCCUCUGCAGGUUGAGACAGUGGGACUGUACCAGUGGGACGUGGCGAGGGCAGAGUGGAGAGGGAGGGGCUGGAGAUGGUGAGGUUAUGGCUUGAGCUGAGACACUCAGGUGGGGAGACGUGGGGAGAUCCCGCUUGGUGGGGAGCUGUUAGGAGUUUGGUCUUGUACAUGGUGACCAUGAGGUACCUGCAAGAUGUCCAUGUUGUGACGUCCAGAGAGCCUUGGGUCUGCAGGCCUGGAGCUGAGGGAGGAGGGCGGGGCUGGAGGUAGAACUGUGCGGGGGGCCACUUUGGACGAGGUCACUGAGGGUCUGAGUGUGGGAGGAGAGAGACAGAGCUGGGGAUGGGGCCCUGGGGCUGCUGUGUAGAGGUCUGAAUGUGGCAGGCAGGCCCCAAGCACUGUUCAUUCAAACACGCCCGAGGGGCUUCCCCGGUGGUGCAGUGGUUGGGAAUCCGCCUGCCAACGCAGGGGACACAGGUUUGAGCCCUGGUCCAGGAAGAUCCCACAUGCUGCGGAGCAACGAAGCCUGUGCGCCACAACUACUGAGCCUGCACGCCUAGAGCCCGUGCUCCGCAACAAGAGAUGCGACCGCAAUGAGAAGCCCGCGUACCACAACGAAGAGCAACCCCUGCUUGUCACAACUAGAGAAGGCCCGCGCGCAGCAACGAAGACCCAACGCAGCCAAAAAAAACCCGCUCCAGUUGGCACUUAAAUCAACACGCUGUCCGUUCCUUGAGGACAGAGCCGGUGUCUUGUGCUUCAUCUCUGGUACUUUACAUUGUGUCUGGUAUGUGGCUGGCCAUCGAAGAAGCAGAACUUGAAUUGGUGUUAACGCACACAUCCCUGUCCUGUAGAGGUUCCUGGGCUGCAGAGUCUGUGUGUAACGGAAAUGCAGUGUGUUGGCGUCAAGUGUGGCUGAUGAGGAGGGCAGCUCACUGCAGGGCAGCAGGGCUCGCUGUGGACGCUCUGUCCAGCGUGGCCACUGAAGCGGCGUGUGCAGUAUUCUCAUGCCGCUGAAGUUCCAGCUUUGCUUCCCUUCCAUUCUCCUUCCCUUCCUUCCUUUUUUCAUUCAGAACUGAACCACCAGCGUUUUCAUAUAAACUAUUUGGGAUUUGAAAAAACUAUUUGCAAACCUGUUAUCUUAAACAUAAGCAUUUUCUGAAGGAAAGGAAGAUUCCUUGUUCUAAUUUUAUUCAUAAAGCAUAUAUAAUAUAUGUAUUUACAGAGUAUAAUCUUUCAGAAGCAUAAGCAUUUUGAGGAAAUGUCUUUGAAAUGUGGUACAUUACACUUAGCUCUAAAGGAAAAGUAAUGGUGCAUGAUUUUUGUCGUUCUCCCUGGAUGAGUUAUGUAAUUGGGACUGUCAUGUGGUUACAUUUAUGGAGCACAGUUUGCUAUUUUCUAUCAUAUUAAUAACAUUAAAUUGAAACAUUUUAAAAAUGGAAUUGCCAUUCGGUUAAAAGGCUUUCCACUUCCUCUUCUGGGUGUGAUCAGGGACACCCUAGGGAGGAAGAGGUGGAAAAUCAGGCGUUUGGGACCCAGGUGACCAGGUGGGAAAGGUGUUUCUAAAAGGCUUCUUUCUCAAGGUGGAUGGUGCCUGUCUUGCUUCUGUGUGUCAUCUUAUUUCAAAUUAAAAUCAUGGGACUUCCCUGGUGGCACAGUGGUUAAGAAUCCGCCUGCCAGUGCAGGGGACACGGGUUCAAGCCCUGGUCCGGGAAGAUCCCACAUGCCGCAGAGCAACUAAGCCCAUGCGCCACAACUACUGAGCUACAACUACUGAGCCCGCGCGUCUAGAGCCCGUCCUCUGCAACAAGAGAAGCCACCGCAAUGAGAAGCCCGUGUACUGCAAUGAAGAGUAGCCCCAGCUCGCCGCAACUAGAGAAAGUCUGUGUGCAGCAACAAAGACCCAACGCGGCCCCAAAUUAAUUAAUUAAUAACAAAAAAAAUUUAAAAAAAGAUUUAAAAAAAUUAAAAUCAUUAUCUGGGCAUCUGGAGACUGGACUUCUUUGGGAAGUUGGGCUCCUUUUAACUCAGGAGGUGUGUGAACUUCAAAUGAAAUGAUGUCGGAUGUGAAGGUGCUGAGGUUAUCACAGGGCUGUGGUGUGAGACGAGGUAGCCCUCUGGGCGGAGUGCGGAGGCUGCUGGCCUCAAUCCCCAGUGGAGCUGGUCAGUCUGAGAACAGUCGAUGAGGAACCUUCGAGGGUGGGCUCCUCGUGUUGGUCGGCCUCUGUGAAGCUCAGUGAUCGCGAACUUUAGUUUUAAAAGGGAAAAGUAUUAGUUUUUCUGUUGGAGUCUUUUCUGGACUGGUGUUCUGUAAUGUUUUCUGUUCUGCACAAACAUGAAUACAUAUUUAUGGCUAAAUUAAUACCGAUGAUAAAAGUGUUGUUUGGUUCAGGGAAGGGGGAAUUUAGUUUCCUCUUGUAAGUAAUGAGGUCUGAGAUCACACGAGGAAGAGGCACAGGAGGUGCUCAGAGCCAUGGCUGGGGGUUGCCCACGGUGCUGGAACCCGUCCUGUGUUCUCAGCCCACUGGGCAGAGCUGGCAGCUUCUCCCCAUUUCGUGGGUGAGGAAACUGAGGCUUAGAGAUUUGAGUCGGGUGUCAUACAGCUAGCGUGUGGAUUCUCUGUCUCCAAAAUCAAAUCUUAAUACAAAUUAGGAAGUUGAACACUGGAGGUGAAUGGAAUUCGGAAAAGUCUUUCAUUUCUCCGUUACACAGGCUGAGCCGAAGGUCAGGGAGCUGGGGGUCCGGUCCAGGUGCCCCGGCCCGUGGCCUCGCGGGUGGGUGUCAGGAGGGAGGGUUGGUCCCGUCCUCUGCGCAGGCCCGCGGGGACUUUCUGACAGCGGCCCGGGAACGAGAAGCCCUCCGCUGGCCGCUCUUCUGGUUGAAGCCGCCGCAGGUCCGUCUCUGUGCUGCUUUCCGGGGUGGAAGCCUGAGGACAGUGAAGCAGCCCGGGAAGUGGCCGGCGGCCCUGCCCUUGCGAGCGGGCUCCGUUACCGGGUCCGGGUCUGGUAAAGUCACUCGGGCGGUGGAUGUCGUCCCGGGUGUUGCACCUCCCUGUGGUCGCGGGCCUUGGAGACGAGGUCUCCUACCCGCUUCAGCGAUGCCCCGCGUGCGCUGCCCAUCGCCACCCAGUGAGGAUCAGAGCUCUUCUUGUGUGUUGACGUGUUUCUUCCUCCCAUGAGCCUCGAGGAAAGCAGCACCACUCCUGCUUUACCAGCGAGGAAACAGGCGCGGAGGGUUCCCACGGGGGGAGCGACGGACUUCUGGCCCCGCGCGCUGACCGGAUGCUCUGCCCGGUGCCCCGUGUGGCCCGGAGAGGGGAGCAGGGCCUGCGGGGUGUCCGCGGCUGGUUCAAGAGGCAGGUGUGACCCGCACCCAACAGGGGGCAGGACUCGGGUGGUCCUGCCAUCAGGAGGAACAGGGAGGUGUGGGCCCAGGGGACGUGGGGACCACCUGCAUUGUCACCUCCCGGCUGCACCUGAGCUGCCGGGCCCUGCGGCUGCCACCUUGCCCAUUUUUUCCCUUCAGGUGCCUCACGCAGUGAGGACUCUAAAGGCUGAGACUGCACAGCCGUCAUUCUGUUAGUUACAGCAGGAAGCUCGGUGAUGUGUUCUAACUUAAUAGGUAGGACACCUGUUACUACCUUCCCUCUGAAGUUGGCUUUGUUGCCUAUAAAGUUGGCUCAUUACCCUGAGAGAUGUGCCUGCUUUGCAUGUGGUGUCUUUGGAGAUGAAAAAUCCCCUCCACUGCAGGGCGGCCGGCCGUCGUCACCUGGCUUUCAGAACGAACCUUGUUUCCUUCUCUUCCUUAUCUGCUUGUCUCCCUCGUGGUGGUAGUUUUCUCACUGUGGGAAGCUAGGUGUCUCAGGAGUGUCUCAACAGUCCUUUGAUGUGUGCCGCGUCCCUCUGUCGCUCAGAGCCUCCAGCGUUUAGAAGGCAUGUCUGCCUUCAGUUCAAGGCUGCAGUCUCCUGGGGUCUCGGUCCAGCAGGGUGAGAGGUGCAGUCCCACAGCGCUGUCAGUUGAAAUCAGGUCUUGUUUGCGUGCUUUUUUCUUGGAGUCAUCUUUGUGGGUUUUGAGCGUACGUAUCGUUUAAGCCUCGAGGUCAGAGAAGGCCGUGCUUUCUGAAGAUGUGGGGUGGCUUUCGAGGGGCAGCAGAGACACAUGAUGUUUUCAGCUCCUUGAAAAGGUAGAACUUUAACUCAUCUCAACUCGGUUUUUAUAAUCACCUGCAGAAACAAGUAAUCUUAUGUAAAAAAGGGGAGAGAGAAACUUGGACAUUAAAUUAUUUACCCCUGAUCCCAAAGCGGCCUGGCUGACAUCGUCUGGAGAGGUGUGGACAAGCAGACACAUCAGAGAGAAAAGAAUGUCUGGAAAGACAUGUUCCCUGCCUUGCACCCAGCCCUCUGGGCAGCAGAGCUUGCUCUGGAAGCACAGGACUCCUCUGACCCUGUAGGAUUUCAGCUACUCUGACCUACGACACUCUCCGAUUUGCUGAGUUUGAAGAUUUCCCCGAAACCUCGGAGCCUCUUUGGAUCCUGGGUAGAAAGUACAGCAUCUUCACAGAAAAGGACGAGAUCUUGGCCGAUGUGGCGUCGAGACUUUGGUUUACAUACAGGAAGAACUUCCCGGCCAUUGGGGGCACCGGCCCCACCUCGGACACGGGCUGGGGCUGCAUGCUGCGGUGUGGACAGAUGAUCUUUGCCCAAGCCCUGGUGUGCCGGCACCUGGGCCGAGACUGGAGGUGGACGCGGCGGACGAGGCAGCCGGACAGCUACUUCAGCGUCCUGCACGAGUUCCUGGACAGGAAGGACAGCUGCUACUCCAUCCACCAGAUAGACGGAGGUGCAGGUAGAGCCCUGAACUCGCUCGCCUGGGCCAUGUCCCCAGUCCUGCUGCCCGGUGCAGGUCGGUGGGGAGGGGACACCUUGAGGAGGAGUCUGUCCCUUUGGGAGGACGCGUCCUGGUGCCAGUCAGGAGCUCGUGCCCAAGCACAAAUGGGAGUCGGCGAGGGCAAGUCCAUCGGCCAGUGGUACGGGCCCAACACCGUCGCCCAGGUCCUCAAGAAGCUUGCCGUCUUCGACACGUGGAGCGCCCUGGCCGUUCACGUAGCGAUGGACAACACGGUGGUGAUGGAGGACAUCAGAAGGUUGUGCGGGAGCAGCCUGCCUUGUGCCGGGGCCGCAGCGCUUCCUGCAGGUUCCGAGCCGCGCUGUAACGGGCUCCCGGCCGGCCCUGAGGUCGCCAGCAGGCCGUCACCAUGGAGACCGCUGGUGCUGCUGGUCCCGCUGCGCCUGGGGCUCACGGACAUCAAUGCGGCCUACGCGGAGACCCUGAAGCACUGCUUCAUGAUGCCCCAGUCCCUGGGCGUGAUCGGAGGGAAGCCCAACAGUGCCCGCUACUUCAUCGGCUACGUGGGUGAGGAACUCAUCUACCUGGACCCUCACACCACGCAGCCAGCCCUGCAGGCCUCUGAGCACUGCCCGAUCCCGGACGAGAGCUUCCACUGCCAGCACCCGCCCAGCAGGAUGAGCAUCGCAGAGCUCGACCCGUCCAUCGCCGUGGGCUUUUUCUGUGGGACCGAGGACGACUUUAACGACUGGUGCCAGCAAGUGAAAAAGCUGUCCCUCCUUGGAGGCGCGCUGCCAAUGUUUGAGCUGGUGGAGCGGCAGCCUUCCCACUUGGCCUGUCCUGACGUCCUGAACUUGUCCUUAGAUGCUUCUGACGUAGAGCGACUGGAAAGAUUCUUUGACUCAGAAGAUGAAGACUUUGAAAUCUUGUCCCUUUGAGGAUCCUGCAGUUGGGGGACGGUCUCACUGGCCCUGCAGGGGCGCUCGGCCGCCGCAUCUCAUCCCGCCCGCCGCCGCCCGCCCGCCUGCCGCCCACAAAGAGGCCCGCGCCGCUGGAGACCCAAGCGCCAGACACGCACGAGGGGCUCUCCCGCCACACUGCCAGCCCUGCCCGGCCCCGCUUCCUCCUGGGCUCCAGGCCCGGGUUCGCUUUGGAAUUAAAGUCCUGUUUGAAGUUUCGUGACGGACAUGGCUUCUGUUGGGCGUGUCCUGAGCCAGGCUCCGAAGACGUGGCCUCCAGGGCCAUCGCGGCGGGAGAAGGGGCCGAGGAACCACGGCCCGGGCCUCCUCGCAUUGGGAGGAGAGGAGCAAGGGGUGGGGGCGGUGAGGCCCAAAGACAUCGCCGUGCAGGUGGCACCGGGACAGACGCGCCGCCAGAGCCUUAGGUGAGGCCGUGGGGCCCCCGAGCUGCUGCUUGCCUGUCGCUCCAGCAUCCCCGGGGCCUUCUUCCGCCUCCCGGUCAGCGAGGCUUCGGAUGGUUUGGGGCCGGAGGGUCAAACCUCAGCUUUGUGCCUCUGCCUCUCGCGCCCACUGGAGACCUUCUGGACGGACGCCAGCACCCGCCUCCUUCAUUCAACCUGUGUUCUGGGCCCCGGGCACCGCCGCACGCAGUGGCUUUUGUCCCACCAGGGAGCGCAGGCGGGGGUUUGGGAGCCCAGGAGGUGGCAGCCUUCUCCCCGGGGGCCUUCCUUGCGGAGCCCCCGCCAGCCCAGCGAGCGAGCAGAGGGCAUCCCGGCCCCCCAGGUGUUGCCGACGUGAGUGCUUCCCUCCAUCUCCCAUUCUCUCUCCCCUUCAUCCCCCCGUCAUCCCUCAGGUCGAGUUGGGUGGGAAGGUUUCCAUUCCUUCUGCUGCGCCGCUGCUGGCAGGGCCGGGGGUCUCGCUGCAGCUCCUGCUGGCGGCACAGACGGCGGAGGUGGGGGCCACCCUGAGCAGCGGGGGCUGUGUCUCGCGUGUGUCGGGAAAGGAUUACUGAGGAGCGCUCACUCUUAGCCGUACAGUGCGCGAUUCUUAAUGGCAAAUAAUAACAGUUUCAAUAGAAAACAA
This is a messenger RNA of Orcinus orca (killer whale), 8356 nucleotides long. RefSeq names its product autophagy related 4B cysteine peptidase (gene ATG4B). The transcript is spliced from 14 exons. Bases 6140 to 7252 code for a protein of 370 amino acids. Lineage: Eukaryota; Metazoa; Chordata; Mammalia; Artiodactyla; Delphinidae. The record is from RefSeq and is a predicted model, not a curated record. Gene Ontology annotation, molecular function: protein-phosphatidylethanolamide deconjugating activity.